Vicia villosa (hairy vetch) is the source of this 1079-nucleotide messenger RNA. Its product is annotated as dehydration-responsive element-binding protein 1A-like. The transcript has a single exon. Gene Ontology annotation, biological process: regulation of DNA-templated transcription. The record is from RefSeq and is a predicted model, not a curated record. Gene Ontology annotation, molecular function: DNA binding; DNA-binding transcription factor activity. Lineage: Eukaryota; Viridiplantae; Streptophyta; Magnoliopsida; Fabales; Fabaceae. Bases 85 to 885 code for a protein of 266 amino acids.
CUCACAAAACACUCUCACGGUUACCUCUUUCCCACACUCACACAAAACACUCUCACACUCUUACCACUUUCCUUCAAUUCAACUAUGGUUCCCUAUAUAUACAACACCUUACUCUUCACAAUCCUUACACCUUCAGCCUUCAAUUUCACUAUCAAAACCUUUGUCUACUCUCUCCAACACACAAUCAUGUUUCCAACUAACAACCCUUCCACUUCUUCAAAACCUUCAUCUUCCUCCAGGAUAUCUUUGCCAAAUUUAGAAAUCUCUCAUGAGAUGCCAGUUUUCAACGAGGAAGUGCGAUUAGCUGCGAGUACACCGAAGAAGCGUGCAGGGAGGAAGAAGUUCAAGGAGACUCGCCACCCGGUGUAUAGGGGUGUGAGAAGAAGGAACUUAGAUAAGUGGGUGUGUGAAAUGAGGGAGCCGUACAAGAAGACUAAAAUUUGGUUAGGGACUUUUCAGACUGCCGAGAUGGCUGCCCGAGCCCAUGAUGUAGCAGCCUUGGCAUUGAGAGGUCGCAACGCCUGUCUCAACUUUGCAGACUCGGCGUGGCGACUUCCUGUUCCUGCAACUACCGAGACAAAAGAUAUACAAAAGGCGGCUGCACAAGCUGCCGAGGCUUUCAGACCAGACAAGAUUUUCUUACCAGAUAAGGCUUUAAAUUCUAAUGUUAUUGACACUUCUGUAGCCACCUCCGCUGCCACAGAGGAGCAGUUUAUGUUUCAUAUGGAAGAAGAUGAAGAGAAGGAAGUGUUGAACAUUCCUGAUUCCUUGAGGAAUAUGGCGCUGCUGUCCCCUACACAUAGCUUGGGGCCUGAGUUUGAGUAUCAAGAUAUUAAUACAGACUUUGAAGAUGUUGAGGUGUCACUGUGGAGUUUUUCUCUUUAAUUUGUUUGGAAUGUUUUUUUAUUUUUUCAUUUAUUCUGAUAUGAAGUUUGCUUUUAGUUUUGGAAUUUAGAAUGGAAAUUUAUUUGUACUGUAACUGUUUUUUGGAGUGUAGAAUGGAAAUUAGUUUGCCCUGAACUGAACCAUUGUUUAAUAAUGUAUAUAUACAUAGGUUGAAAUUGAAAAAGAUAUCAAUU